GGCUGGCAAUACACAACUCUGCAGUGGGAUCCUACAUACUCCUGCCCCCUGCACACCUAAGCUCACCCAGCAAGGGUGGAAGGACGCAAGAGGGCAACUAUCCACAUUGGCACAGGGUGGAAAAGGGAAAAUACUAGUCACUAUACGGUUACCAUCUGGACAGAGGAAUAAUACGGAAUUACAAGAAUUGUAACAGAAUCCAUGGACUGAGCACUCUUACUGGAAUAAACAAGUUUAUAUUGGGUUUCAUUUCUCUGGCCACGUCAACAGAUUCCUCCACUUGUUGGACCUAGAGCGCUGUCCCGGGCGGCUGGAUUAGUCUCUCGGCGCUAUAACGCAAUCUCCCAGUCCGGCUAUUCUGGUUUGUCAUUCCCAUCGUAAAUUUUGUUCUUUGAAGAACUGAGCUCUUAUUCUCGUCCCGUUGGAAUACUGCGUUGUUAGUUGCGCCCUUUAUUGCCCUUUUGCCCCCUGCCACCUGGAUGGAAGAUAAGGACGAGCUGUCCAGGCUCCGCGCCCUCUUUCAUACUUUUGACUCCAAAAGCAGCGGGCGCCUGGAGAAGGGCCAGUUCUCUGCGCUGUGUGCAGAGCUCAAGGUGAGCCCCUCGGAGGCGGAGGACAUAUUCGCACGGCUGGACAGUGACAAGGACAGCUGCAUCACCUUUGAGGAUUUUGCCAUGGGCUUCCGAGGAGCCAGAGGAUUACAUAUGCCCGAAGGAAAAAAGGACGUUGAACAGGGGGAACCUCCAAAGAGCCCAAGCACCCCAGAUAAAGAGGAGAAACCUGAGGAAACCUCCAGCCCAGCUUGGGAAGACUUCCAGCGCAGACUAGCAGACGAAGUCAAUUAUAUCCCAAGACGUGAACAAGCCAGUAUCCUUUACCAGAACAUUAACAUAGUGGAACCUCUGUUAAUCCAGCAAUAUGAACAUGUUAUUAGAAAUUUUGUUCGGGAGAUACGACUUCAGAGCACAGAAAUGGAAAACUUGGCCAUUGCAGUAAAAAGGGCACAAGAUAAAGCAGCAAUUCAACUGAGUGAGUUAGAAGAAGAGAUGGAUCAGCGCAUCCAGGCUGUAGAGAAGCGGGUAAAGAAAGAGGAAAAAAGGAAAUCCGAGGAAGCUCUCAAUGAUCUGAAGCGCCAGCAUGAGUCUGAAGUUGCUGAACUCCAAGUCACAAUAAAAAAGCUAAAAAAGCUGGAAGAACAAUCAAAGAACAUAAAUUUGAAGGAAGAUGUGGCUGUAUUACGAAGGAGACUGCAUGACUUGACAAUGGAGAAUCAAAAGCUUAGGAAGGAUCUGCUGGAAGCUCAGACAAGUAUUUCCUUUCUCCAGAGCGAGUUAGAUGCUCUAAAAAGUGAUUAUGCAGAUCAAAGCCUGAGCUCCGAAAGAGAUAUGGAUAUAAUCAGGGGGUUCACCGAUGAACGAGAAAACUUGGCAAGGCAAAUAGAAAUAUUACAAACAGCUAAUCGAAAACUGCAUGACAGUAAUGAUGGGCUGCGAAGUGCCUUGGAGAACAGCUUGAUGAAGUACAAUAGAUCAUUGCGUACAAUUAAUACAUCUCCUGGAAGCACAAUUUCCCGAAACAGCCCAAAACUCACCAGGUGCACUUCUCCAUAUGACAGGUCUCCUCGCUCUUCAUACUUAGAUGAAGACUAUGAUUCUUUAGCAGUGUGUGAUCCCAUGCAGAGAAUGAACUGUGAAGUUGACAGCUUGCCGGAGAGCUGCAUAGACAGUGGUUUAUCCACCCUGAGAGACUCCAAUGAAUAUGAUUCGGAAGCUGAAUACCGGCCACCAAGGAUUUUCCAUAGGUCACGGUUUCCACAUGAAAACUAUGGCGGUGACGCUUCUGAUACAGAUGUUCCAGAAAUCCGAGAUGAAGAAUCCUAUGCACCGGAUAACGGUGGUAAUCUUGACUGGAAACCAUCAAAUCCUGUUAGCAGAAGCAGCUCAGGGGCAUCAUCAUCCAGAAAAUGUAUCUCUGCAUUGUCUGCAAAUGUUACCAGUGCAGAAACUGUUGACAAAGUGCAUAAGUAUACACAUGCAGAGAAGGCAUAUAAGAUUGUUUUGGCUGGAGAUGCAGCUGUUGGAAAGUCUAGCUUUUUGAUGAGACUUUGUAAAAAUGAGUUCAGAGGAAACACAAGUGCCACUUUAGGCGUUGAUUUUCAAAUGAAGACAUUGGUUGUUGAUGGAGAGCCAACAAUCUUGCAACUUUGGGACACAGCAGGUCAAGAAAGAUUUCGGAGCAUCGCAAAAUCCUAUUUUAGAAGAGCUGAUGGUGUUCUGCUUCUGUAUGAUGUAACCUGUGAGAAGAGCUUCCUGAAUGUGAGGGAAUGGAUCGACAUGAUUGAGGAUGCUACUAGUGAAGCCAUUCCCAUCAUGAUGGUUGGAAAUAAAGCAGAUCUCAGACAGCUAAUGGCAGAACAAGGUCAUAUAUGUGUGUCAACAAAUUAUGGAGAAAAGCUAUCCAGGACAUACGGUGCUUUGUUCUGUGAAACCAGUGCCAAAGAAGGAUCAAACAUUGUUGAGGCAGUUCUUCAUCUUGCUCGAGAGGUGAGGAAGCGCUGUGACAAUGAAGAUGACAGGGGUUCCGUAACCAAUCUCUCUGCCGCGAUUAGCAAAAAGCCAGCCCAAAUGAAGAACUGCUGUAAUGUCUAGACUUUCCUGUUUCCAACAAAUUAGCUUUCUAGUGCCAUACACUUUCACCUACGACAGCAUUUAGAUUGUACAUAAGCAAUACCUGCCAUUUCUGCCGCUUUCCCUUAUCUUCCUCCAGCUGCGUACACUACCCUUGGGCCCGUGCAUAGUGUUUUCUGCAUACAGUACAGCUUCUGGACACACAGACAAUGCAAUAUACAACUAUAUACAAUAAAUAUGCAGAGUAUUUAUCAUUUGCCAGUUUCAUGUUCAAAGUGCUUGUGAUCACUUCCUUUUUUUUUUUACAUUUAUUUAUAUAUACCACUUUAUAAGCUUCUUGGUUUUGUGCAAAUGACUAUUUGGGUUCCCAAGUACUAUGUGAGUCUUUCAAUUUUUCUGAAAUUACCAGAUUGCUCUUACGCAUAAUUUAUUAAAGUAAUUUUUUUUGUUGAA
This is a messenger RNA of Xenopus tropicalis (tropical clawed frog), 3080 nucleotides long. It is a transcript of the gene rasef, whose product is annotated as RAS and EF-hand domain containing. Gene Ontology annotation, cellular component: cytoplasm; late endosome; lysosome. Gene Ontology annotation, molecular function: G protein activity; calcium ion binding; GTPase activity. The record is from RefSeq and is marked validated. NCBI's taxonomy places the organism in Eukaryota, Metazoa, Chordata, Amphibia, Anura, Pipidae.